UCGUCAAGCACCGGGUUAUAACGACCACGAGCCACAAAUCAAGCCCUCCAAAAUAACCCAAAUGAGCUCUUACUUUGUAAACUCGUUCUCAGGGCGCUAUCCAAAUGGCCCCGACUAUCAGUUGCUAAAUUAUGGGACCAGCAGUUCUAUGAACGGUUCGUACAGAGAUUCAAGCACCAUGCAUUCCAGCUCUUAUGGCUACAACUACAAUGGGAUGGACCUUAGCAUCAACCGCUCAACCUCCUCUAGCCACUUUGGGGCUGUGGGAGAAAGCUCCCGCAGCUUCCCUUCGCCCGCUCAGGAGAGCAGGUUUAGGCAAGCGUCUAGCUGUUCCUUGUCCUCUCCCGAGUCCCUUCCCUGCUCCAACAGCGACAACCAUGGAGGCAAACCCGCCCCGUCCCCCUCCGACCAGGCUACUUCUGCCAGCACCAACACAAAUUUCACAGAAAUAGACGAAACCAGCGCGUCUUCGGGAACCGAAGAAGGCACCCAAAUAAACAGCAGCAAUAUUUCCAGGGCACAGACAGAGCCCGUCGCUACAUCCACAGCAGCAACAGAAGGGCAGACACCACAAAUAUUCCCUUGGAUGAGGAAGCUUCACAUUAGCCAUGACAUGACUGGACCAGACGGUAAAAGGGCAAGAACCGCCUACACUCGCUACCAGACCCUAGAAUUGGAAAAGGAAUUUCACUUCAAUAGAUAUCUCACCCGCAGGAGGAGAAUAGAAAUCGCCCAUGCUCUGUGCCUCUCCGAAAGGCAAAUUAAAAUCUGGUUCCAAAACAGAAGAAUGAAAUGGAAGAAAGAUAAUAAACUGAAAAGCAUGAGUGUAGCCUCCGCGGGCAGCGCCUUCCAGCCAUAAAUUAUAGAAAAAGGAGUAUCAAAGAAAGAAAGAAGAGAAGAAAGGGGGUGGGGGGAGAGAGAAGCAGCACCAUAUCUUAGUCUCUGAGUACUGUACAGUAAGGCACCUUUUUUUCGGCAUGUUGUUGAUAUUUUAAACAACUCCUAUGGUACUGUUAUCCCAGGACUGCGCUCCUGUUGUGUUUUUUAUUUUUGUUUUAAUUUUAUUUUUUAAUUAUUAUUAAUUUUUUUAAAUUUCCAGAUGCUCCUCCACGCUCUUGAUGUUCUUAUAAAUGUUUGUGCCAGUGCUAUCUUGAGUCUUUCUGGAAAGCUAGCAUGUUUUAUGUGAGCCCUUUAAAUGUUCUAACUUAUUUAUAAAUUGAUAACAGAUACGGUGGUUUGUUUGGGUUGGUUUUGUUUUUUUUAUCUGAGUUUACAGCUAUUGGGAGGGUGGGGGGAAUUUAUUCUCUGCCUAAGCUAAAGUUGGGAUUCCUGCAC
This is a messenger RNA of Chelonoidis abingdonii (Abingdon island giant tortoise), 1335 nucleotides long. RefSeq names its product homeobox B5 (gene HOXB5). The record is from RefSeq and is a predicted model, not a curated record. Lineage: Eukaryota; Metazoa; Chordata; Testudines; Testudinidae. Gene Ontology annotation, cellular component: nucleus. Gene Ontology annotation, molecular function: RNA polymerase II cis-regulatory region sequence-specific DNA binding; DNA-binding transcription factor activity, RNA polymerase II-specific. Gene Ontology annotation, biological process: regulation of transcription by RNA polymerase II; anterior/posterior pattern specification.